Poecilia reticulata (guppy) is the source of this 1398-nucleotide messenger RNA. Lineage: Eukaryota; Metazoa; Chordata; Actinopteri; Cyprinodontiformes; Poeciliidae. The record is from RefSeq and is a predicted model, not a curated record.
GCAUCCAGGAAACAAGAAACAAUCAGAAGAGAAGACAUCUUUAAAGCCCCACCUGGAAGUGAUGAACCAAUCAGAACAGUGAUGACCAUGGGAGUGGCUGGCAUUGGGAAAACACUGUUAACACAGAARUUCACUCUGGACUGGGCUGAAGGCARAACCAACCAGAACAUCCAGUUYAUAUUUCCAUUCACUUUCAGAGAGCUGAAUGURCUGAAAGRSAAAMAGUUCAGUUUAGUGSAACUGAUUCAUCACUUCUUUGAAGAUAUUAAAGACGCAGGAAUCCGCAGCUUUAAAAAGUUYCAGGUUCUGUUCAUCUUUGAUGGUCUGGAUGAGAGCAGACUUCCACUGGACUUUGAUAAUAAUCUGAUCCUGACUGAUGCUACAGAGUCCAGCUCASUGGAUGUUCUGCUGACAAACCUCAUCUGGGGGAAUCUGCUUCCCUCUGCUCUCCUCUGGAUAACCACACGACCUGCAGCAGCCAAUCAGAUCCCUGCUGAGUGCGUCGGCAUGGUAACAGAGGUCAGAGGGUUCACUGACCCCCAGAAGGAGGAGUACUUCAGGAAGAGAUUCAGAGGUGAUGAAAAGAUGGCCAGCAGGAUCAUCUCCCACAUCCAGAAAUCAAAAAGUCUCCACAUCAUGUGUCACAUCCCAGUUUUCUGCUGGAUCACUGCUAAAGUUCUGGAGGAUGUGAUGGAAAACGGAGAGGGAGGAGAGCUGCCCAAGACCCUGACUGAGAUGUACAUAGAGUUCCUGCUGCUUCAGUUCACAAUCAAGGAGAAAAAAUUUCAUGGACAGCGAAAGACAAAAAAUAUCUGGAGUCCAGAGAACAAGAAGCUGAUUGAGUCUCUAGGUAGUCUGGCUUUAGAUCAUCUGCUGGAGGGAAACCUGGUCUUCUAUGACGAAGAUCUUGAUAAGUGUGGCAUCGACAUUAAAGAUGCCGCGUUGUUCUCAGGAGUUUUCACUGAGAUGUUUAAAAAGGAGAGAGGAACGCGCGACAUCUCCGUCUACUCCUUUGUUCAUCUGAGCAUCCAGGAGUUUCUGGCUGCCAUCUACAUGCUCCACUGCUUCACCAGCAGGAGGUCAGAGGUGAUCAAGACGUUCCUGGGAGAAGAAUACAAUGAAACAUCUCUAGAUGAGUUCAUGAAGAAAGUCAUGGAGAAAUCCCUCAGCAGUAAAAAUGGCCACCUGGACCUGUUUGUYCGCUUCCUUCAUGGUCUCAYUGUGGAGUCCAACCAGAGACUCUUAGRAGAUCUGCUGGGUCAGACAGAGAACCGUCCAGAAACCAYCCAGRGMAUCAUCACCAACCUGAAGGAGAUGAACACUGAUAGAAUCUCUCCUGACAGAAGCAUCAACAUCUUCUACUGUCUGGUGGAGAUGAACGACGUCUCAUUUUAUCAG